AAAUAAAUUACCCAGGCUUUCUCAGUGACUAGCAGUAUUUUCGAAAUCAGGUUAAAAAGUUAGAGAUCUAGUUGUUGUUUCCGUUGUGAAAGUAUUGGUUGUGCUCGAACGUAACAUCUACAUUUCCAAAUUUUCGAAAUUCACGAAUUUCAAGAUUUCUGAUAUUUCAUACCAGGUUCUCUCAUUUUCAAAUUGAUUCUCAAAUUUUUCAAUUAAAAUUGCCAAAUUUUUAUAACUUCAAGUUUCUAAAUUUUCAAAACAUCGAACUUCAAAAUUUCAAAAUGUCAAGGUACACAAUCUGUGUUUGAAAGUACACACAUAUAUGUGUGCAUCUGUGUUCAUUAUUAAUUAUCAAACAUCUAAUUAUUUUACACAAUAUUUGUAUUAGGAAAUGAGUGACAAUCGAUAAUCAACAUACGUUAUAAAAUUGCGAAAAGAAUGCUUCAUAGAAACACUGCUUUUAACACUCCUCUGUCUUCGAUAUCAUAAAGGAUAUUUCAAAUAUUAUUUUUCAUAAUAGAAACAGAAUUCAAUUUCGUAAACUAAUAUUCGUGUUAUUUUCCUUUUUUAUUUGAAACGCUCUAAAUACUCGAAAUGGUUUGUUUACCACAAUUAUUAGCUAUAAAUAAAUAAGAAUAGAGUCGAGAAAAACGUGACACGCCUGCACGCGCCAGAUUUAAAAGGUGUUCGAAAUUUUUAUCGAUAGUGGCGACUUUCGACUCAAACUUGUCAUACCGCCGAAUCAUGUGAAUCGAUGUGUAGAGACGUAGAAACACACAAACACGAGAAGUACCGUUUCUCAAAACGGUCGGUCGCGAGAGCGACGAUAAUUUGCAACGUAAACGUUGGCAUACAGUUAGUUUCAGGAAUAGAAAUCUGACGUACACUCGCGUGCAACGGAAGCUUUGUGUAGAUAACAGAAGACAUACAUCACUUAUGUUUAGUAAACGGAUAUGUAAAUGACAGCUUCUCAAAUUUCUUAAAGAUCAAAUUUCUAAAUAUUCAAUCUUCAAAUUCUUAAUUCUCACAUUGUCAAAUCCUAAAAAAUCAGUUAAGUAGCUUCUUGAACAAAGGUAACAAGUGUUUGUGUUUAAUCGACAGGGAAAAGGAACGUCGUAGGGAAAGAAAAUAUAGCGGAGGCCUACCGUGUUUCGUACUAUGGUACACAAGUGGUACACAGAAGAAAAAUAAAGCAGUCAGCGUUUACUUUUAUUGCCCUAUGAAUGACGGAACUGAAACGUUUCUUUUUAGUGAAUAAAAGACCAGUAGCAAGAAAACUUCGGAUUAAAAAUGCACAACGGAAACGCAUCGACAUAAAAUACAUAAGAGCAUACUCGAGGGAGAAAAAGGAAAAUCGCGUCUGACGCGUAGCAAAGAGAUAAAAGCAUAGCAGUCGCGCUUUGAUAUUCAUGACGGGGAUCAAUAAUGAAAGAGAAUAUAUAUUUCUGUUGUAGCGCAAAUGAAGAACAAACGGGGAAAAAGGAACAGUGGUAACCGAAGCAAGAAGAUAGAAAAGAUGUCCAUGAAACGAAAAUAAGGACAGAAGGAAGAGGGGAUUUUAUAUCCUUACCGCUGGAUAAGGUCAGAGGGGGCGGGAGGGAGGGAGGGAGGGAACUGGAGAGAUUAACAGAUCACGAUACAAAGGCGGUUUCGCGAAGAAUAAUGCGACGAACGAACUUGAAACCAGAAGAGACGAAAGAAUCGCGUUAAACUGCAACCAGACAAAAAGCAUUUCAACCGGAACGAAUGAACAGAAAGAUACGUAGUAAAAGAGUACUCGAUCGAAACAGAGGAAAGAGAAAGCCGUACCGCGAAAAGGCAGAGCAGCAGCGGGAGGAAAGCGGUUGGAAGAAAGGAAGAGGCGAAACCGAAGAAGACAAAGCGGGAAAGCAACGAUUUUCGGAUAAGCUAAACGGCAAGGAAGCAAAAAAACAGAGGAGGCGCGUUACAUCCUGGAGUCCGAUGUUCAGAGUCGUACGAUGGCCGGGGCUCUAUCCGAGAAUGCCCCGAGGCCUGUCAGCGUCGUCGCGGUAGAUGGUGCAACCGUUGAUACCACUAGGAGCAACCAACUCAACGGACCACAGGAAACACGAGAGAAUGGCCGCUCUUUCACUUCGACGGAGGCGCAAACAGAGUUGCCGAUUCAGAAUGGUCCAGAGGCGGUCGAGGAUAUGGACGUUCGAGGUGCACGUAGAAGGGAGAGACGGAUGCGGAGACACCCUCGAGCCUUGAGAUCAUGUUCGAUGCCACCAACUUAUCCUGGAGCAUCGCCAGGAUGUCAGGCUAGCUCUACAGCACCCGGAGUACCGUUGGUUGCUCCUCCUAGGGGAUUUUUACAUCCUCCACCGCCUCAUUUGGGUCUCAGGGGUCUUAGUCUUGGCCUACCGUUUCCGGUCUCUACCAGCGUCUCUGCUUUCGGCAGGGACGCAGUGCCGAAGCAGUGUUGCGGCCUUAGUUCCCCUCCUGUACGUUGGUCCAUACUGGGUGUCGGCGUAGUGGGUCUUGUUUGUGCGGGUGCUGGUGCUCUGCUGGGGGCUCUCAGGGCGUCCGGUCGCGAUCACAUUGCUGUGGCGCUUCUUAUGAUCGGUAUAGGAGUGGUUCUGGUAACUGUGAGCGCUGUAGCGUGGCGAGUGACCAGUCGAGAAAAUUGCGGCAGUUUCUUUGGUUUCACAGGGAUCUCGAGCAGGAUUCCACCGGCGAGGCCAAUUCAUCCUUACGCUGCCAUGAUUUAUCCGGAAUUUCAAUUUAGAACACCGCCACCUAGUUAUCAGGCAAGCAUGCAAGAGUACAGAUUGCGACUGUUACUUUUGGACCGCUUGCAGCCGACAUCAUCGCCUCCGCCAACGUACAGAUCCAACGCCGGAAGUAUCGUCACUCCCGGCACGACCAGAGAAAGCAGACCACCAAGUUACUGUGGCCGAUCGUAUGCCACGACGCAUGCCAAUGUUGCACCUUCGAAGAAAGAUGCAAAUUUGGUCAGAAUCGUUCAGACCGAAUCGGAGCCGGUGAUUUUGAACGGUGAUCAAACACCGCCUGUUGCUGCCGUUGAAGUACUCGCGCAUCUCUGAUUUUUUCCAAUCAUUUUCUUUCUAUCGAUGCGGAGACGCUUAUCAGUCGAUCGACAAGGUAACGUUUUAUUUGAUGAUUUCGCGAGAAGAAUCAUCUGUCUGUAGUGCAAUAUAGUUGUAUCGUUAUGUCGUCGAACAAUAGCUUCAGUUUAUUUUUAACUCCGUAGAUUUUCAUGAAUAAUAACAAUCGUUAGAAGUUAUCUCCGAUGGUUCUUUGAACACGUUUGGAAACGAUGAAUAAAAGUGCUUUACGGCUGAUGUUGAAGUCGUGCCAUUUGCAGUCGCUGGAAAGUUAGCGCUGUUUGCGAUGGAUGGAAUAUCAUACAGAACCGUGAUAACUGUGGUCAUGGUUUAAAUUAAUGGAUCCGUGAUUGUAUAAUUGACAGGGGUAUCGAAUGUCUUGACCAUUUGUUUCUUUUCUCCAACGGUCAGUAUUGUCUGUCACCCUUUUAUCUGCUUUCGUUUUAUGGUCGUAGAAAAAGAGUGAAAGAACGACGCUAAUGGGAAGAAACAUGGUCGCGAUUAUUAACGUUUUAUCGUAAAAAAACUAUUUUCGCAGUUAGUGAUGAAAUUAGAUGAUAUUGAGGGUUUUAAAAUUAAUGAAAGUUUCAUUAAGUAGGUACAUUCGAGAGCAAAGUUAGAAUUCCUUUGGAUAGGAAUGAAUGUAGAAUGACACAUCACAAAUGUGUAAAUUUAAAAAUUUUUUAAUAUUCGAAUUUGAAAAUUUAAAAAUUUACUUGAAAAAUUUUCACAUUGCUUAUUCUGCGAUUUUUCUCUAUGGAAAGCUACAUUUGCUUCCUGGUGUACCGUAGAAACUUCAAAUUGCGAAACCAUGUUACCUUAUAACACGCGUAUUUUGCAUAAAGUUGUAUCUAAAAAAUAAUGUCGUUGUCACGUUCAUUCGUUUAAGGAUUAACUUAUUCUGUACAAGAGAGGCCAACUUUUCGGGGCAUCGCUUUGUAAAUAUCAAUGUUGAAAUUUUAAACUUGUAAUUUGUAUUAUAAAAUAGUAUGUUACAAAAGGGUGCGCGAUGUGGAACGUGUUGACUAUGUGUACAUCAUGCUGGUAGAAACUUUUAAGGUCUUCCUGUUGUUACAAUUACUCAUACCUAACUUCGAGAAACAGAAAGGUUACAAACGCCACAAAUUUACAUCACUGUACAAUGAUUGUAAUAUUUUGGAAAUUAUUUUUUAAAGUAAAAAAAUUGCAACGUGUUAUAAAAUGGUUUUGCAAUAAUUAUAAAUUUUAUUAUGAUUCGUCGACGCUGGUACUAAUAGCAACAAAACCAUUUUGAUUAUUAUAUAUUUUUUUUUUUAAUUAGACCGUGAGAUUAUUUUUUCGUUGAAAGCUGCAUUAACUUGUUUUAUUACAUCGCCACAAAAGAUGGUACUUUAGUGAAUAAAUAAAUAAUGCAGCUUUAAAAUAACGAUGCUGUCGUAAGCUUUAACGCCAUACAGUAAUAUUUACUGCUCGCUUUAUUAUUACGACUUGCGACGACCACAAUUUUAUCGUCGAGAGUCGAUAAAAAAACGAGAAUCUCGUGUGUUGCGUACAAUAUAUACAUAUUUUUGUAACUAUUAUUUGAUGGUUAAAAACCCGAGUUACGCGCAUUAUUGUACUGUCGGUUUUUAUAUACAGUAAUAAAAUUUCUGUUUUACAACUUUACGGUACUUCAAAGUACUACGGAAAAUUUUUGUAAAUUUUUACAAAUUUAAAAAAUUUCGUUCGUCGAUUAACAUCGAAAUAUUUAUUAACUACCUAAUAGUUUUGUCAUUUCUUUCUUCAUUAGUAUUAAGCAAUCGUGAUAAAAAAUUUGAACUGCAAAAUACUCAACGAAUGACUUUAAUAUACUUCAAGUUUAUACCUAUAAGUAUAAACUUCAUUUUGAUAUCUUUUUAUACAGUCAUUUUUAUUCUAAAGUUUCUUGUAUUUACUGCUUUUUUUAAUUAUGAUUUAUCGAAAACACCUUUAAGGUAAUUUGCAUCACUCUGUGAUUACUUCGUUAUUGUUAAAUUGGUGUAGGUAAAUAACAGAUACAUAUUUUAUGCAUUUUUAACACGUUACCAAGGGUAAUAGAAGUUUCUCCAUUUUUUAAAUUUAACAGUUAUGCGAAUAUACAAUUAAAAAAAUUAAUAACACAAGAUGAAAACAGAACCAACAAUAAGAAUUAGCUGCAACUAUUGCGGAGCGAUAAUAGUUACUGCCUAACGACAAAAUAUAAAUUGAUGUGUAUUUUUAGGCAUCGAUAAAUUACAUUCCAUUCAGUACAAAGCGGACAUAGAAUUAUUGUUUCUUUUAGUAAUUGUACAAUGUUAGAUGCCUAUAUGUGUAUUUUAAUGAUUGUAUUUUGUCGAAUGCUGUAUAUACAAUACCGACAGAAUUAACGAUAGGUAGAGUUGUAAGAGUGGUAAUUAAUACAAGGGCGACAAAUUUCGAAAGGCGGCCUUAACCAAACUCGCAAUGAUUCGUGAUAUGAGAAUAGAUCAACUAUAAGUCAUCGAUCGAAUGAGUAUAUUGUUCCUUCAUAUUAUUGUAGAACAAUUUGUAUAUAUACGAGAACAAAUAUAUUUAUCUGACUUAUUUGACCUUC
Messenger RNA from Megachile rotundata (alfalfa leafcutting bee), 5658 nucleotides. RefSeq lists its product as uncharacterized. NCBI's taxonomy places the organism in Eukaryota, Metazoa, Arthropoda, Insecta, Hymenoptera, Megachilidae. The record is from RefSeq and is a predicted model, not a curated record.